UUAUCUGCUGUCCUGUCCCUUUCUCGAAAAUUGUGAAUUUCUCUUCACUAUAUCCAUAGAAAGCCCACUUUUGUAACGUUCACCCUUCUCGAAUCAGUCAUUUCGAUGCGUUAACCCGGAUAUCAAAGGCCUAUCGUCCUGUCUGACAAUUUCGGCGAGAACGAUACUGAAUUGAGAGUUUUCCAGACUGCCUGUUUUCUGCGCUUGUAUGUUCUUGUAUGUUUGUUUCCAGACGAAUGACAUGCAUUCGGAAUGAGUGUGUCUCCAACGCCAGCAACAUGCCACUACUAUUACCUCAUUAUCAUCAUCGUGCUGGCUCUUCUUCAAAUUGACCUGACAAAUGGGACACUCUGCUAUACGCCAAAUGGUGACGUGUCGAAUGAUGUGCCAUGUAACGACACAGGAGCUGCGAGUGUAUGCUGCACGCAGGGCUUCCUGUGCACUUCUAAUGGCCUUUGCCAGCCAGAGGGCUGGUGGGAUGGAACAACGGGGAAUAAGCUCCAAUUUAUUAGAGGGACUUGUUCGGAUAAGACAUGGUCUUCGCCAGCGUGUUUCGGGCAUUGUGUUGCAGAGAGCAUGGGAGGAGGCGAAUGGGUCAUGCGCUGUGGAGCGAAUUCGAAUAAUUACUGCUGCUCUGCCGACGAUUGUUGUAAUCGAUCUUCUUCUUUCCCACAGUUCACCUUGGGGAAUCCAACCAUCACGGCAACAGCUGGUUUCGAAGCAGGGUACACGAGUUCAGCAGUUUCGUCUCUAUCAGGGUCCAUAGCAGCACCGACGCCUAUUUUCAUAAAUUCUACUUUCGCAAACUCGACCUCUUCUUCAUCGACAGGGAAUGCAACGGCAUCGGUGCCUUCAUCCAGCAGUGGACACUCUCAGACAAACACAAGCACCAUUAUCGGUUUAGUCGUUGGCCUGGGAGUUGGCUUGUUCCUUCUCGGUUGCCUGGUCAGUUUCCUUUUCUUCCGUACACAGAGGAAGAGGAGCAUCAAAUCAGCUGCGAUGCAAAAUGUCUCUAUUGUUUCCGAGCCCGUGAAUACUAUAUGGGGGGAGCUGGAGCAUCCUAGCUGCAUUGCAGAACUGGAUGGGACACGGACGACUAGAUCAGAGAUGCUGUGAAUUUAACAUGAUGCUUGGAAUUUUAUAAAGAUAUUAGACGAAG
This is a messenger RNA of Monascus purpureus, 1159 nucleotides long. The record is from the annotation of a GenBank genome assembly. Lineage: Eukaryota; Fungi; Ascomycota; Eurotiomycetes; Eurotiales; Aspergillaceae.